AUGGCUUCUGGUGGAGGGAGGACGUACAAAGAGCUGAUAGUGUGCAUUCUGGUGUUAGUGGGACGCGAGGUGCUCGGGGGGCGCCGCGCACUAGCCCGAGUCGAAACGAUAUUUACGUCGGGAGGCAAGUACUACUGGCAACACGGAAGAGAUGUGCUGGUGGCUGGCGAGGAGACCGAGCUGGAGGUGUGGGGCUCGGGGCUGUCGCGGGGGGUGGAGGCAGGGCUGACGGCGGCGCGGGGGGCGGAGGGGGCGCCCUGCCGGAGCCUCAUCACGCCCCCUUUAACCCUCGUCCCUGACAGCCUCUCCUACACCCACGCCACCUUCGUCGUCCCGGCGCCCUUCACGGAGAACAUACCCCUCACGGGCAAGAUGGAACUGUGGCUGUGCACGCGCGACCUGCGCCCUCACGCCGGGAACGGGCGGGCUCGGCAUGUGGGCGGCUGGGUGCACCAAGGGCCGCCCUCGCACCUUACGCUCGUGCACAACACCCGCCGCAACGCCCACAGGUUGAGCCUGCGCAGCGUGGAGCGGCCGCCGCCCGAGGACGAGGCCCUCGCGGGCGCCUCCGUCGCCCCUGAGAGCUCCGCUAACGCCACCGCCCCCGCCCCAGGCGAGGGCGCGGCCGCCGGCGGGGACGACCAGGGCGCCGCGGAGGCCAGCGAGGCCGUGACGGAGGGCCACACCGAGGCGGCGCCUGGAGAGAGUGUAACAGUGCGCGGGGCCGCGGGCGAGGGGGCAGCCGAGGGCCAGGGAGGGGUCAAGGGACCGGUGGCGGGGGGGAGUGAGCGCGGCGCCACGAGCGAGCGCAGCGCAGAGAGUGCGACGAGUGUGACCAAAGCCUCGGCGGACAACAAGAGCGCGAAGGACAGCGCGAAGGAGGAGGAGAAGGCGAGCGCGCCGCCGCCCGCAGAGCGCAUGCUCGGGGACGACCCCGAGGGCGCCCCGGCCCGCGACGAGAGAACUAGCGCCGACGGCGCAAAGCCCGAGGGAAAGAUCACAGACAAGCCAAGAACUAGUGCGGGCGCGCGCGCGGGCAGUGCGGACGAGGACCUGGAGAGCCUGGGCCUUGCGGACGACAUGAUGAGUCUCAUGAAGGAGGAGGGGCCGGCCGUGCCCGUGGCGGCGCCGGAGGAGACCCGCGUCUCGGACGCCGCCAGCGCCGCCGCCGCCGCCGCCACCACGGAGGGCCCCGUGGCCCCCGCGCCGCCGCCUGCGGCCGGCUCCUCGGGCCGCCUGAUCAAGGUGACGGGGCUGCGUGUGGAGCAGCACUCGAAGGGCAUCGCGUACGACGACGACCUGGCCGGCACCGUCCUGGCCGACGCCGACGCCCAGGUGCGCCUGUUCGGCGUGGGCCUCACCAAGUCCACGGGGCUCCAGUUCACGGCCAACGAAGGCGAUUACGGCGACUCCUGCAGCACGCACACCACGCGCGAGUUCGAGGUGACGAAGGUGGGCGACGGGUGGGCGGAGGCCGUGAUCCAGCUGCCGCCCAUGAGCAGCAAGCAGAGCCACUGGUACCUCUGCGUCAGGGAACAUAAGAAUGAGGACUACUACCAUCAGGGAAGAGACUCGUGGAUUACCAUGACGUCGUAUAAUCUCCUGUUGCCUUUGUGGAUCCAGGUCCUUCUGCUGCUCGUGCUGCUGAUCCUCUCGGGUCUGUUCUCGGGGCUGAACCUGGGCCUGAUGGCGCUCGACAAGACGGAGCUCAAGAUCGUGUCCAACACGGGCUCGCCCUCCGAACGCCGCUACGCCCGCGCCAUCGAGCCUGUCCGCCGCCACGGGAACUUCCUGCUGUGCACGCUCCUGCUGGGGAACGUGCUCGUCAACUCCACGCUCACGAUCCUGCUGGACGAGCUGUCUUCGGGCCUCAUCGCCGUCAUCGGGUCCACCGCCGGCAUCGUCGUCUUCGGAGAGAUCAUUCCGCAGGCCAUCUGCUCGCGCCACGGCCUGGCCAUCGGCGCGCGCACCGUGUGGCUCGUGCGGGUGUUCAUGGUGCUCACGGGCCCCGCCUCCUACCCGAUCUCCAAGGUGCUGGACUUACUGCUGGGUGAGGAGAUCGGCAACACCUACAACAGGGAGCGCCUCAUGGAACUCAUUAAGUGCCUGACCUCUCCUUCAAGAGCUCUCGCCGGCCCUGUUGACCUCCGAUGGUGUGAGUGUCAGGGGCAAGGAUCCAAGACUAAAAUAUUGGAAAUGAUUGAACCAUUGGCGAGAGUCAAACGACCGGACAGCGACAAGGACAGUCUAACGGGGGCGAGGGAAGCCUUCUCUCGUGAUAAGCGGGGCUCUAUCAGCUGA
Molecule: messenger RNA, 2301 nt
Organism: Penaeus indicus
Lineage: Eukaryota; Metazoa; Arthropoda; Malacostraca; Decapoda; Penaeidae
Exons: 8
Coding region: 1-2301 (766 amino acids)
Biological process (GO): transport; magnesium ion homeostasis; intracellular manganese ion homeostasis
Cellular component (GO): plasma membrane; cytoplasm
Molecular function (GO): transmembrane transporter activity
Source: RefSeq, a predicted model, not a curated record